AUGGAUGACCCUACAGCGUCGACGCCAUUGAUGGUCUCCGUCGCUCCCUCCUCCUCCUCCUUCUUUGCAGGAGAACACUUUUCCUGCGUCAUCACCUUUACAAACACCAGAGUGCCAUUACCUUCUACUCAACCACUCCCUUCCACGUCGACAUUCGGCAACGGCAAUGGCAGCCACUCGAGCUUGUCAGAUGCAGCAUGCAUCGCGGCUGCUCAGAGGCGCGUCUUCUCCUCCGCGCCUGCACUGGGAAGAUCCUCGCACACCAAGAGCCAGAGCGUGGAUGUGAGGACUUUUGCACGGCAGUUGCAACUGGAAGGCGCGGAUGAGGGAGCAAGGGAUGAAGGCUACUACAAGGCUAAAAGGCUGGCAGCCGAGUCUGUCGAUAGCUUCGAAUCGCAACAGAAUGCCAGCGUGCUGGACAGUUCCAGUAUUCCAUCCAGGAGAAGGCUCAUUGGUCGAGAUAAGCAUGCUGCUGCUCAUGGGCAUGCCGCAAACACCUUCUCAGCUCAACUUUCCACUCCAACAUCCGCCCCUGCAAGCUCUUCUACAGCAGCUGCUGACCACAAAGGUCACAAACACGCCGCAUCCAUGUAUGCCACGCCCGACCACUCCUCACGGAACAAGAAUCAGGCCGGAUUGGGUCUGGGACUGCCUGGUCCUUCUCAUCGCCCACCUUUCGCAUCUCCAGAUCCAUCAGGCCCAACAUCCGCUCGACCCACACUCAAUCUCAUUCACCCCUCGAGCAGCUCAGUCGGGUCUCCCACACCUGCGCGAAUGGCAAGUGGUGCAUUCAGGCAGCCUAGUGCACCUGUCCCGCGCACGCACCCUCACGGCAGAAAACAGAGCAUAGCAGCUGUUCAAGCAGAAGAUCUUUCUGCUGCUUUCGCUCUGGGCGCACCUGGAAUGCCUGCCAGCAGUGCUCCCUCUAGCGCUGCUCCUCCAAUCACCGAGGAAGAGCCUGCAUCUCCAUCCUUUUCCAACGAACCCUCGACGCCUAGAGCGAUUGGUCAUACUUUCUAUCAAGCUGGGCAAGGAGCAAACGAUACGAUGGAGUCUGUGCUCCGGGAUGAUAUCUCUGCGUGGUCCAGGCCGGGUAUCGGGCCGGGCGGAAGCGGACAAAGCAGCGGCAACAGUAGCGGUCUGGACAUUAGCACGCCCACCUCGUUUUCAUCGGCAAGCACGCCGUACGGAGCUCCCAAAUCUUCGCCGCUCUUUCCAUCUGGUCGUUCGUAUGCGCCAGGCACCGUCAGCCUGCUGUGGAGCUUUGCGCAGUUUGGAGGAGAAUUCAAGGUGGACGAAUCUUUGAUCAAGCCGGGAGAGUUUGAGCAGGUGAAAAAGAGGUUGGCGAUGGAUCGCACGAUUGGUGGAGGGCAUCUGGCUUCUUCGUUUGGGGGCGCACACGGCACAGGCGGGGGCGGUGGGAUCGGCGCCCAGUUGGAUGGUGGAGAUGAGGAUGCGCAGAAAGCUGGGUGGGGCAGUUACCUCUCUUCGGCGCUCUUCUCUAGACCUGCGAGGCGGGCGCAUGGGAGGAGCGUUAGCUCCAUUGGCGAUAGACAGGCAAGGACGUUGCAGAAUAGGGCUGUGCCGCUCUUUUCCAGCCCCCCGUCCAUUGUUGCGGUAGAUCUAGACCUGAAGCCGGGCGAGAGCCGAAGUUGUGAGUGUUGAGCUCUGGUGCGCCUUGAGCAUUGGCGCCUGCCUUUGCUGACCCUGCACGUGCUGCUUUGUCCCACGUGCCUAUUAGAUUCAUUCAGGAUACCCUUGCCGGCUGAUCUUCCGCCUAGCUACACCGGUCGAGCUAUCUCCUUCACAUACACGCUGACGCUGGGAACGAAUCGAGUGGAUCAUGCUGCUCCUCGAUCGGCUGGGUCGAAUGGACGUUUUGCACAAUCGCAAGGCUCGAAGCAGCAACAGAGGUCCCGUCUGAUCAGGAUACCGCUACGCAUCUACAACCAUAUCAGCGUCAGUGGAGCUACGCACUUCUUCGACUUGACCAAUCCCGUAGUGUAUAGGAAAGAUGAGUCGGUGGUCAGAGAGGAGCUGGAUGACAUGUUGGUGACGCCUACCUUGAGGAGUUCACCGGUAGCCAACGGUCCGAGGCAGGAUUCGGCAGCGGAGCGCUCCAGAGCCAAGUCGCAAGGCCGAGAGCAAGGUGAGUGCGAAGCUGAGCAGGCGCUGCAGACGAUGGACGACGAGCAUACAUGACGCUCAGCUCAUACCUGUUCUCGCCUUACAUUCGUCUGCUUCAGCGUUUGGAAAGUCUGAGUUGGAAGAGUAUGCUAGGGAUCUGCUGCUUUCGACUCGCGCGAACGAGGCCGCUCUGGAUGACGAGGAUGCGCCUACUGAUGUAGAGGCUGCAGCGUCGGCGGCAGCGUCUGCAGCCCGUGACCUCUUGUUCGCGCCCGAUCCCACUGCAUCGCCUCCAACAUCCAAAAAAUCGCUGUCGAGGUCUUCGUCUAUGAACUUGCCUAGACCUACUUCUCCGCUAGGCAGAAGGGCUAGCGUGGCUGCCUCGGCUGCUGGCGAAGAGGAUGAUGGACCAAAGACGAGCAUGGAAGCUGUUGAACACCUGUCGCGCAACUCGCAGAAAGGUGAGCAAUUGUGCAGGAAGCAGUACUGUGGGAGUCAGGAGAAGGGCGCGAGAGGGCGGCAUGGGGGGGUGGGCCACUGACUGGCUCAUUUCGUUUACGCUUUCGUAUAUCUGUACAGUGUCCUACGACAUUUCGAAAGACGGACAAAUUGUGGCCGUCUUGACUCUGAUCAAGUCCAAGUAUCGCCUGGGAGACACGGUGUCUGGAGUAGUGACGAUGAACCGAUCGGGCAGCGUGGCUCGAGUGGUGCGAAUAGCAGCGACGCUGGAAUCGUACGAAGCCAUACAAUCGGAUCUGUCCACCUUGCCGCAGAAUAGGGUGGCAAAAUUGACCAAAGUUGUGCACUCGGAAUGCCACCAGUCUACGUUGGAUUCUGGUCAAGCCAGCUUCGCUCUGCCCAUCCCUAGCGGUGCUACGCCCGACUUUGUGACGAGUGCGGGUGAGUGCUGGGCUGGACUGGGCCACCUUGCGGAAUGCUAAGCAUGCGGCAGGAUGCGCACAAAAGGCUGACGCUGCUGCUGCUGCCGCCGGGGCCCCCACUUUGCGCGAUGGCGCAGUCAAAAUCAAUUGGACUGUUCGACUUUCCUUUUUAACCUUGGCAUGCGUCCGACCUAGCAAAGGAGGACCUAGAGCAGCGCCACCUUGUCACCUGAUUCCCGUCGAGUCGGAUGGCUACGAGCAUUUCCACGCUUCGCUCGUAGCCGUGCCUCACCUAUCUGGUCCUUUGCAUCCCUCCUUGAUGCCGACGUUAUCCAAGGAGGGGCAGGAGGAGGAAAAGGAGGAGAGCGCUUCGAUGCUCGCGCCUGAAGGAACAAAGUUGGAGGUGGUGGAGUGCGCAGUGCCGCUCAACGUCUUGCCGCACUCUACCAGAUUUCAACCUGGCGCUGCUUCGGUCUUUGCUUAA
Molecule: messenger RNA, 3492 nt
Organism: Ceraceosorus bombacis
Lineage: Eukaryota; Fungi; Basidiomycota; Exobasidiomycetes; Ceraceosorales; Ceraceosoraceae
Source: the annotation of a GenBank genome assembly